Molecule: messenger RNA, 517 nt
Organism: Camelina sativa (false flax)
Lineage: Eukaryota; Viridiplantae; Streptophyta; Magnoliopsida; Brassicales; Brassicaceae
Product: glycine-rich RNA-binding protein 7-like
Biological process (GO): miRNA transport
Molecular function (GO): RNA binding
Source: RefSeq, a predicted model, not a curated record
UCGUUAUUUCUUUAGUUUACUUAAAACUUAGAAACCAUCACUUGUCUUUCAUCUCUCUUUAGCAAAUGGCUUCCACAAAUGUUGAAUUCACAUGCUAUGUUGGCAACCUGGAGUCGGACACAGAAGAAAAAGAUCUCGAGAAUGCAUUUUUUCAGUUUGGCGACGUUAUAGAUUCUAAUGUCGUUUACGAAAGAGAUGAUAUCUAUUAUGAUUAUGAAAACGACUACGAAUGUGAGCUUCCGAUCUUUACAAUAACGAGAAAGGUAUAUGGAUUUGUUAGUUUCAAAGAUGAGAAAUGCAUGAAGGAUGCCAUCAAAGGAAUGAACGGUCAGAAGCUCGGGUUAAAGACCAUUAAUGUGCAAGAGUCUCACUCAUCUCGGAGGAGUCGUCGUCGUGGUGGACAUGUUGGUUCAAAAAGGGUUUAGAAAAUAAAAUAUGGUUAUAUAAGAAAUAAGGCUCUUUGUAACCAGUAAUAAUCAAUCAAUAUUUAUGGAAGGUUGGUGCUUUGAAUAAAGUA